AUGAAAUCUAUAUUCAAGACGCUUGGUUUGGAAUAUUCAUCCAAGGUGGCUUCCAUGUUUGCUUUAUCGCCAUCCAAAUAUGUAGACCUCUUGUCCUCAACUGGAUCCUCUGCACCAGUAGCAGCUGUUUCCACAACUUCAGCUAGUGCUGCCACCGCUGAAGAAGUACAAGAAGAAGAAUCAGAGGAUGCAGAUAUUGACUUCUAA
Messenger RNA from Medioppia subpectinata, 207 nucleotides. The record is from the annotation of a GenBank genome assembly. NCBI's taxonomy places the organism in Eukaryota, Metazoa, Arthropoda, Arachnida, Sarcoptiformes, Oppiidae.